Molecule: messenger RNA, 853 nt
Organism: Dicrocoelium dendriticum
Lineage: Eukaryota; Metazoa; Platyhelminthes; Trematoda; Plagiorchiida; Dicrocoeliidae
Source: the annotation of a GenBank genome assembly
CUGAAUAAGAAAGGAUGCACAUUGUUUCACGUUGUAAAUAAGUCUAUAACCCAUUUUUCAAAUAUAACACGUACAAAACUAAACACAUGACAUUUAUUCAUCGUUUGCAUCCUAAGAAUAGCUUUCCAGUUUCUUUAACCUCCCACAUACCUUAUUCGCAGCUACCAUUUCUGCACUUUCAACCGGUUCACUCUACGCCGACUUUCGGGAUGGGGUUUCAAAAGAAGGCCAUUAUCAUCGACGCAAAAGACCAUUUACUUGGGCGGCUUGCGUCGAUUGUCGCAAAAACUUUACUGCAAGGGCAGAAGGUCGUUGUCGUUCGCUGCGAGGGGAUAAAUAUUUCUGGCUCGUUUUACAGGAACAAACUUAAGUACCUGGACUUUUUGCGCAAACGUAUGAGUACCAAUCCUUCUCGAGGUCCUUAUCAUUUUCGUGCUCCCGCAAAGAUUUUCUGGCGCACUGUCCGUGGAAUGCUUCCGCACAAGCUUCAUCGUGGUAAAGAAGCCCUUGAUCGCCUUAAAGUGUUUGAGGGUGUUCCCCCACCCUAUGACAAGAAGAAGAGAAUGGUCGUGCCGUCUGCGAUGCGUGUAAUGCGUCUGAAGCAGCGCCGGAAGUUUUGUGUUUUGUCCCGCCUAUCCCAUGAGGUUGGUUGGAAAUACAAGAAUGUCAUUGAAAAAAUGGAGAAUAGGCGCAAAGCAAAGGCUGCUGUUUGGUACAAAAAGCAGAAGUUGCACCAGAAGUCUCUGGAAACUGCCAGGGGACGAGCACGUGAGGCUAUCGCACCUUACCAAGCCAUCCUAAAACAGUAUGGUUACAGUUAGCAGAAAUAAAACGUGCAUUCAUUGCUUUGGUU